Heterocephalus glaber (naked mole-rat) is the source of this 2202-nucleotide messenger RNA. RefSeq names its product ectonucleoside triphosphate diphosphohydrolase 3 (gene Entpd3). NCBI's taxonomy places the organism in Eukaryota, Metazoa, Chordata, Mammalia, Rodentia, Bathyergidae. Gene Ontology annotation, cellular component: plasma membrane. Gene Ontology annotation, biological process: nucleoside diphosphate catabolic process. Gene Ontology annotation, molecular function: GDP phosphatase activity; UDP phosphatase activity; ribonucleoside triphosphate phosphatase activity. The record is from RefSeq and is a predicted model, not a curated record.
CUUCCGCGAGGCGGCAGCGCACAGGUGGGAGCCCGAGCCGCGCCGCGUCGCCGUCGUCUCGCCCGCUGCCGGGAUGCUCGCCGCGGGGACCCGCCGGCCGCGCGCGCUCGCAGGCCUCGAGAGCCUGUUCCGAACCCCGGCCAUCGUCACCUUGGCGGUCUUGGCCCUGAGCAUCGUGGUGCUCAUGACGAUCACACUGGUCCAGACCCACCACUCCGAGCUCAUCCCUCCAGGGCUGAAGUAUGGUGUCGUGCUGGACGCAGGGUCAUCCAGAACCACGGUGUACGUGUACCAGUGGCCAGCAGAGAAGGAGAACAACACCGGCGUGGUCAGCCAGACCUUCAAGUGCAGCGUGAAAGGCCCUGGGAUCUCCAGCUACGCGAGCGACCCUCAGGAUGCCCCCAAGGCCUUCGAGGACUGCAUGCAGAGAGUGCAGCAGCAGGUCCCAGCGCACCUGCACCGGUCCACACACGUCCACCUCGGGGCCACAGCUGGGAUGCGCUUGCUCAGGUUGCAGAACAAAACGGCAGCUGAUGAAGUCCUUGCCAGCAUCCAGAGCUACUUCAAGUCCCAGCCCUUUGACUUCAGGGGCGCUCAGAUCAUUUCCGGGCAAGAGGAAGGGAUGUACGGAUGGAUCACCACCAACUACCUUAAGGGGAACUUCCUGGAGAAGGACCUGUGGCACAUGUGGGUGCACCCGCGCGGGGCAGGCACCUCCGGCGCCCUGGACCUGGGUGGCGCCUCCACGCAGAUCGCCUUCGUGGCAGGGGAUGCGGGGAUGCUGAACACCAGCGAUGCCGUGCAGGUGACUCUGUACGGCUACACAUACACGCUCUACACACACAGCUUCCUGUGUUAUGGCCAGAAUGAGGCCCAGAAGAGGUUCCUGGCAUCGCUCCUGCAGAAUUCUUCCAGUGGCACCCAUGUCACCAACCCCUGCUACCCUCAGGGUUACCGUGUCACCGUCCCCAUGGGCCAAGUGUUCGACAGCCUGUGCACGGCCCAGCAGAGACCGGCCACCUAUGGUCCCCUCCGCGGCAUUGCUUUUGAAGGAACCGGGGACCCGUGGCUAUGUCGGGAGAAGGUGGCCUCCGUAUUUGACUUUGGGGCCUGUCGUGGACAGGAAGACUGCUCCUUCAAUGGGGUCUACCAGCCGAAGGUCCAAGGGCCUUUUGUGGCCUUCGCCGGCUUCUACUACACAGCCAGUGCCCUCAACCUCUCGGGCAGCUUCUCCCUGGACGCUUUCAACGCCAGCGUCUGGAGCUUCUGCUCCCAGGCCUGGGCUGAGCUCCCUCUCCUGCUCCCCAAGUUCAACGAGGUGUACGCCCGCUCCUACUGCUUCUCCGCGCAUUACAUCUACCACCUGCUGGUGCAUGGAUACAAAUUCACCCACGAGACUUGGCCCCAAAUCCAUUUUGAAAAAGAAGUGGGCAACAGCAGCAUAGGCUGGUCGCUUGGCUACAUGCUCAGCCUCACCAACCGGAUCCCGGCCACCAGCGCCCUGGUCCGCCUGUCCAUCCCGCCUCCUGCCUUCGUGGGCCUCCUCACCUUCUUCUCGGCCAUCCCCUUGAUGAGUCUGGCCUUCCUGGCCUUCCUGUGCUCUGUGUCCAGGACAGAGAAGCGCUCCGAGCACCCUCUUAAGCACACCGUGGACCCAGCCACCUCCCAGAGCUCAGCGGCAGCCGGUGGCUGGGCCACGGCACUGUCGGGCGCUGACUGCCGCCAGCACAGCCCUGCGAGCCCCCCACUCUCUGAGCCCCGCUCCUCCUGCCCCUGCCACCCUGGGAGGGGCAUAGAGGCACCUGGUCUGGGCCAGGACCUUCCCCCACUUCCCCACAGCAAGGGCGUGUGGGAAAUGCAAGGGUUUGGUGGGGAUGCUGAGCAGGGCUGAGUCUCCACUUCCUCCUCGGUGUCCCUCCUGGCAGGGCAGACGCCCGGACUAAAUAGUGACCCAUCGAGCAUUGCUUGGGGGCUCCAGCCAUGGGGACCACAGCAUGGGCUGGGGCAGUGGCUGGGCCCUUCAUCCACCGGGACCUGAGGCCCAGGGACCAAGGUGCCCCCUCUGUCCUCGGAUGGGCAGCACCCACUGGGCAGGGCACCUCACCUUGCCCCUGGGUCCUGCUCACUCCCACACACACGCUCACCCUGGGGACACACUUGCCCGGGAUUCGCUCACCAGUCAGAGCAGCCUGGGCCUUGACU